This is a messenger RNA of Anoplophora glabripennis (Asian longhorned beetle), 1229 nucleotides long. Its product is annotated as cytochrome P450 6k1-like. The record is from RefSeq and is a predicted model, not a curated record. The transcript has 5 exons. Bases 70 to 963 code for a protein of 297 amino acids. Gene Ontology annotation, molecular function: heme binding; monooxygenase activity; iron ion binding. Lineage: Eukaryota; Metazoa; Arthropoda; Insecta; Coleoptera; Cerambycidae.
UUGAAUGUAGUAACUAUUUGUUAACCUUACAUUUAACCAGUAUCUAUAAAGCUACCACAAUAACAAGACAUGUUGUUGAUUCUGAUAGUGUUUAUUACCUUACCGCUGCUAUAUAUAAUUAUUAAAAAAUAUAAAUACUGGGAAAAGAAAGGGGUACCUGGACCUAAGCCCUUACCCCUCAUUGGAAACAUCGGUGUCAGUAUUCUCGGGCAAAAAAAUGUGUCGGAUGUUUACGCAGAUAUUUAUCAUAAGUUUGAAGACUGUCCCUUUGUGGGAGUCUACAGAAUGGGGCAACCAUGUCUGCUGAUAAGAGAUCCAGAAAUAAUAAAAAACGUUUUGAUCAAAGACGUUAGUUGUUUUAUGGAAAAAGUGGACAGAGAGUUGGAUCCGCUGAUCAGUCGAAACACUUUCAUCAUGAAAGGAGAUGAAUGGAAGAGAGCCAGGCAAUUCAUGACACCAAACUUUGCAAGUGGAAAAAUAAAAGCCGUAUUUCCUAUAGCAGAAGGUGUAAGUAAGAAUCUUGUCAGUUAUUUGGAAGAACAAGAUGUUGCUGUCAAUGCCAAAGAGGCGUUCAUAAAAUUCAGCUGCGAUGUGAUCGCCGCUUACGGAUAUGGCAUGGAAGGAAAUAGCUUCAAGGAUCCUAACGCUGAGUUGAUGACCUUGGCUAAAAAAUUUGCCACGCCAGAAACGUUAAGGUUACACCCACCACUGGCCCAGCUAAGCAAGAUAUGCGCUGAGCAAUACACAAUGACGUCAACCGGCAACAACUUCAGAAAUAUAAGUGUUACACUGGAGAAAGGAUCAUCGAUAGUAAUUUCUCUUCUUGGCUUGCAUACAGACGCGAGAUAUUUUCCGUCGCCAAAUGAAUUUAUCCCGGAAAGAUUUUUGGACAAGGCUGAAGCUAAUAAGAACGUAUACAUGCCAUUUGGCGCCGGUCCCAGGAUGUGCAUAGGUUCUUUUUAGUUGUCACUCUAAUUUAACCUUGUUGGAUAUUAUCAUGUAGUCGUUUUGGGUCUAUGGUAGUGAAAGUUGGAAUAGCCCAGACGAUAAGAAAUUUUGAAGUAACCCUGAAUGAAAAAACAAUACAUCCCCUGAAGCAUGAUCCGUUGUACUUUUCACUGUACCCUAAAGGAGGGGUUUGGUUCAACUGCAAGAAAAUUAAACUCGAGAAAUAGCUCAGCAACGAAAGAAUUUUCGGCUCUGUUAUUGACGAAGAUUUUGAUUUUCAA